UCCGCUUCUCUCCACCACCGCUUCCCUCGCCGCCGCCGCCGCCACCGCCCGCCGUGUCCAGCUUCUGCGAGCCCCGCCUCGCCGCAGGUUCCGCCUGAUGCUUCUCCGUCCUGUAUUUUCCCCUCCUCCGCCUCCUCCUGCCCGGCUCCUCCCCGCCGCUCCGGCCGCCACCGCGGCCCCGUUCGUCCUCGUCCUGCGGCGACGCCAGCGACGGCGCCACCGCCGCCGCUCCCGCCUUCCGUGCCCCACCCUCCGCGCCUCCCUCUCCGACCUCCUCGCCUCCCUCCCGGCCUCGCUCGCCCUCGUCGGCCCCGCGGCGGUGGCCGCCGUCGCCGCGGUCGCCUCCUCCUUCGCCAACUCCAACUCCUCCUCCUCCUGCGUCCGCAACGGCCUCCCCCCGCCGCCCGAGUCCGACGCGGAGUACGGCGCGUGCGGGGAUGCCGCGGGGGAGUGGAUCCUCUUCACCAGCCCCACGCCGUUCAACCGGUGCGUGCUGCUGCGGUGCCCGUCCGUGUCGUUCGAGGACGGAGGCGUGCUCCUCGACGGCGUCAACGAGCGGCUGCUCACCGAGGAGCGGCACUACGUCAACCUGAGCCGCGGCCGCAUCCCCGCGGCGCGCGGCGAUGCCGCCGGGGAUAUAUCCUAUCAGAGGAUUUGCAUUCCCACGGAGGAUGGUGGGGUGAUCGCGCUUGAUUGGCCGGACAAUUUAGAUUUGGACAAGGAGCACGGGCUUGACUCGACAGUGCUUAUAGUGCCCGGCACACCUGAGGGGAGCAUGGAGAGGGGAAUCAAAGUGUUUGUGUUGGAUGCAUUGAAGAAUGGGUACUUCCCCAUUGUGAUGAAUCCCAGAGGGUGCGGUGGGUCACCCCUCACAACACCUAGGUUAUUUACAGCGGCUGACAGUGAUGAUAUCUCCACAGUAGUACGAUUCAUAAACAAUAAAAGACCUUGGACAACACUAAUGGGUGUUGGAUGGGGAUAUGGUGCCAAUAUGCUGACAAAGUACCUAGUGGAAGUUGGAGAGUCUACUCCUCUUACUGCUGCUGUUUGUGUUGACAAUCCAUUUGACCUACAAGAAGCAACAAGAUCAUUUCCUCAUCACAUCGCUCUUGAUCGAAAGCUCACACCAGGCUUGGUCAAUAUUCUGCGUGCGAAUAAGGAACUCUUUCAAGGAAAAGAUAAAGAUUUUAAUGUUCAAAAAGCUUUGUCAGCUAAUUGUCUGCAUGACUUUGAUGGAGCCAUAUCAAUGAUUUCACAUGGCUUUUCUACUGUUGAUGACUUCUAUUCUGAAAAUAGCACAAGGCUGUCAAUUUCCCAUGUGAAAAUACCAGUACUAUUUAUACAGAGUGAUGAUGGGACUGUGCCACUUCUUUCGGUACCACGCAGUUCAAUAUCAGAAAAUCCUUUUACAAGCCUUCUCCUUUGCUCCUGUGUGCAUUCAACUGUAUUCACAUUUGAGAGAUAUGCUGUAUUAUGGUGCCAGAAUCUUGCCUUAGAGUGGCUUUCAGCAGCGGAGUUUGCACUUCUGAAGGGUCGCCAUCCGCUUAUCAAAGAUGUGGACAUCACUAUUAACCCAUCCAAAGGUCUAAUGUUUGUUGAACCUCAAGCAAAUGAUAGGAAGGUUCCAACUAACAAUAAUUUCCGUCAGGAGUCUCAGUUUAUUUUGUACAAUAGCAUGCCUCAUGGAAUAAAUGGACUGCUCCUUGAUUCUGCAAAAGAAGAUUCUAGUUCUAACAAAAAUGUAAGUAGCCAGGUAAAAGAUAAUGGUGACAUAGACAGGGCAAGGCAAGAUGUACACGAGGAAGAGUCGGAAAAAAAUCCUGAAGAUGAUGAAAAGGGUCAUGUACUACAAUCAGCAAGUCUUGUGAUGAAUAUGUUAGAUGCUACAAUGCCCGGUACUCUGGACGAUGAUCAGAAGAAGAAGGUUCUGGGAGCGGUGGAGCAAGGUGAGUCUCUUGUGAAAGCUCUAGAAGAAGCUGUGCCUGAAGAUGUGCGUGGAAAGCUUACCACUUCUGUGACUGAAAUUUUACAAUCAAAACGAGGAAAUUUCAGUUUAGAUGCAUUGAAUCGACUUGGCUGGACGAAUGGAAGAUCAAAUGCCAAGACAUCUGUCCAAGAAAAGGUCAAAGAUUCAGAUCGUGAAAGUGGCCUUAAGGAUGCCAAAAUGCAUGAUCAGAAUAAAAGUGCCUCAGCCAUUGGUGAUGUUGACCAAAAAGAUGGUAAUGUGACUUCGAAUGAUAAUAAUUCUGGAGAAGGCAUCGAGUUGUCACAAGGAAAACCUUGCCAGACUUCUGCACCUAUUGGAGUAAUAACAGAUAUGGGAACGGAACAACCCAACAGAUCAGAAAAAACAACCCCUGGAAUAAAUGAAAGCAGUGAAGGGCAGCACAGAACUGAUCAGGUGACUGAAACAGCUCCAAAGCAAGUUUCUGAUGACCAAUCACCCAGUGAGAAAAAAAGUUCUGAUGACCAAUUGCCUGGCGAGAAAAAAGUGUCUGAUGACCAAUCAACAGCCAACUUGAACAGUGCUCCCAGAGAACGAGUGCAAUCUUCUGAUGCUACAGCAGAGAGUCCACAGGCUCAUGUAGAAAAAGAUGGUGAGGCAGUACGUGCCAGUGAAGAUAAGGCUACACAUAAUGAUACUGAACAAAGCAUGCAAGUAUCUAAAACAGAAGAAUCUAAACCUCCCCCGGUCAAUGUGACACAGGCACUAGAUGCUUUAACUGGAUUUGAUGACUCAACUCAAAUGGCUGUCAACAGUGUAUUUGGCGUUAUUGAAAAUAUGAUUGACCAGUUUGAGAAACAACAUGAGUCUGAGAAUGAGGACAAGUCUGAUGGAAGUACAGUUGAAACUCCUGUAAAUAAGACAGAGCCUCAAGUGACAGGUGAUGAGAACAAUGAGUCAAUUGGGAAAUCCAUAAAUCCAUCAUCUUAUCAACCAGAAAAUAACAUUUCUGGAAAAGGUCAUUCAAUCAUAUAUGAGGAUCACAUGAUUGGCGACAAAAAUUCGAAUUUAGGUAUUAUAUCGCCGGCUAAAGAAAAAAUAGAAAAUUAUCAAAGGAAUAGAAUUACAGACUAUGUGGAUGUAGAUGUUACAAAGCAGGGCAGUGGCUCGCCUGACUAUUUAUUGGAUAUAGCUAUUAACUCUUAUUUGAAGGCACAGUAUGCUAUUUACCUUCACCAAUUUCUUUCCACACAGUUGAAACUCAAGCCACCAUAUUCAAAUUCAGCAACUGAUCUUUUCCUUGAUCCACAUGAGGGUAAAUGGAAAAUAGCAGAUCAAAUGGACAGUACACAUGACUAUAAUUCUAAAUCUGACAAAGAUUGCAGCUUUACAGAAAAUGUUGACCUUUCUGGUUCCUCGCGAGAACCAUUUAGAACAGGCAAUGUUUCUACUCCCUAUUUGGUUCUGUCAGAUUUUCCAGUUUCCAGGGGCAAGGCAAAUGAAUCAAACCAAACAGUAGCAACCAAUUUACCUGAUAUUGCUUUGAGGGAGACACUCACAAGUUUUAUCCGAGAUGAAUUAGAAAAUGCCCUCAAAAUUGAAGUUGGUCGCAAAGUAGGGAUAACAAACACUGAGCAACUUGAAAGAACUCUUGCACAUGAUGUGGAACGUCUUGCUGCUCAAGUUUCCAGAGCUGUUGUGCUUAAUUGUGAGUUAUACUCAGCAGCAUGUGUGCAAAGAAACCCAACAUCUGUGAAAUUUGGUACAACUCAUGGAGAAAAUGUUAUCGAAGCAGUAUCAAACGCAAUUCAGCAAUCUCAUGAUCUGAGAAACAUUCUUCCAGUGGGUGUCAUAGUUGGUGUUACUUUAGCAUCUUUGAGAAAUUACUUCUACGUUGGUAUUUCUAAGCAUGACCAACAUAUGAAAACCACUGCCAAGUCAGGAAUUUUACAUGAGGAUCCUGAUUUUAAGAGCCCUUCCUUGAAAAAAGAAGAAAGUACAGAUAAUAUUUCCUUAAAAAAAGAAGAAAAUGUAAAUAAUGCUUCCUUACAAAAAGAAGAAAAUGCAAAUGAAGCUUCCUCAAGAAAUGUAGAAAAUGCAGAUCACUUUAUUGAGAAAACUGGUGCGCACAAAGUUCAGGAAAUCACAAGGUCAGAGGGUCAAGGUAUGAUGGUUGGGGCUGUCACAGCUGCCCUGGGUGCUUCUGCUUUUGUAGCACAUCAUCAACAAAAGAAGGUUGAUAAUAUGGAUAGCUCAACUGCAUCAGAUCAGCAUAGGCCCGAUGAAACUGCACAGGAGAAGAGCCAGAACAACUUAGUAACCAGUCUUGCUGAGAAAGCCAUGUCUGUUGCAUCUCCUGUAGUACCCACAAAGGGUGAUGGUGAGGUUGAUCAUGAAAGGCUUGUCGCAGUUCUUGCUGAACUAGGACAAAAAGGUGGUGCAUUGAGAUUUGUUGGGAAAAUUGCUCUACUCUGGGGAGGUAUCCGUGGUGCUAUGAGCUUGACCGAUAGGCUCAUCUCAUUCUUACGUAUCAGCGAACGUCCCUUAUUUCAGAGGAUCAUGGGAUUUUCCUUCAUGGUACUUGUGCUAUGGUCUCCUGUUGUGAUUCCUCUACUGCCAACACUUGUACAAAGUUGGACAAUAAGUUCUUCAACAGGAAUUGUUGGAUAUGCCUGCAUAGUUGGACUGUAUGUGUCUAUAAUGAUACUUGUCAUAUUAUGGGGUAAAAGAAUACGUGGCUAUGAAAAUCCAGUUGAGCAAUAUGGGAUGAAUCUUGCAUCUGCAUCAAGGGUACAAGAAUUUUUUCAAGGUCUUGUUGGAGGUGUAACAGUUGUUGGACUAGUGCAUUCAGUAAGCAUUUUACUUGGGUUUGCAACUUUGCGAGAAGGUUCAUAUUCACUCUUGGCUAGGCCAUUUGAUCUUCUCAAGUCAUCCAGUAAUGUACUGUUGCUAGCUCUUAGAGGGUUUGUCACAGCAACUAGUAUUGCUGUGGUGGAAGAAGUCGUUUUCAGAUCAUGGCUUCCAGAAGAAGUUGCUGUUGACCUUGGCUACUACAGUGCCAUUCUGAUAUCUGGGGUGGCCUUCUCUCUUAUUCACCGGUCACUACCUUCGGUACCAGGCUUCUUGCUACUUUCACUAAUUCUUUUUGGACUUAAACAAAGGACACAAGGGAAGCUUGCUGCACCAAUCGGCCUUCGUUCUGGAAUUAUGACCGCUAGUUAUCUGAUACAAUCCAGUGGUAUUAUUCAAACCAAACCUGGUACACCAUUUUGGAUGGUCAGCACUUACCAUCUUCAUCCGUUUGAUGGUGUAAUUGGCUUAAGUAUUUGUGCAUUACUUGCUAUCCUUCUCUUCCCCCAAGAACCUGUGCAGAAGGAUACUUUUGUAUCAUGAGAAGAAAACAAGUGAUCUUGAUGUAUUGCUGCUUCAUAAAAGGAUGCAAUCAUCGUUGUACGAAAUUUGUGUGAGGAAAGAACUGCUCUAGCUAGCAUACCAGUUACGCUGCAGCUCCAUGUUCAGAGGGAAGCACCCAGUUACCUGAAGACUGAAGAGGUUCUGCCGAUGCAUCAACUUUAUGCUUGUACAGUUGUACUUGGGGCAUCCCUGUUCAUGUUCGCAAACUUGUACACUACUGUGUACUGUUUUCUGGAAUAUAUAUGAAUCAAGGUUUAAUCUUCCCAAAUAGGGAUUGUUUCGUCCAUUCAUUAUAAGGUUGAAAUAAUAAACUAACCAAGUUGGUGGAUAUGCCCUGGGAGAGGAACUAAAAUACUAAAUACUGCUAAUAUAGAAGCUGAUACAUUUUUCAUCUUGCCGAGUAGCCUUGCUGAGCUCACUACAGAUUACGAAAUACAGAUGAGUAGAUGACUAGUUGACUUUUUAGGUCGUGUCUGUAAGUAGUACAUAGUCUGUUUCUGCCAUUUUUGUUUUAAAUCUUGAACAAGGAAUCAUACCCAAGUUUUGAGGUAUAAAAUUUUGGCCAACACAUAUUGUAACUAGAAAAUAGCUCCAGGAGAGUUAGCUGUCGUCACCUAGAAUUGUGCAUCCUUUUCCCUGAUUAUAUGCUCAGUGCUAACUGUAAAUGAAAUGGUUAAGACCAUGUAUAGACGAAAAUUACUGUGAUUACAAGAUAGCCAUGCAUGAAUACAUUAUAGCCCUAUAUUUUUGGCUUGGGCAGAGA
This is a messenger RNA of Oryza brachyantha (malo sina), 6122 nucleotides long. RefSeq lists its product as uncharacterized. Gene Ontology annotation, molecular function: metalloendopeptidase activity. The transcript is spliced from 12 exons. NCBI's taxonomy places the organism in Eukaryota, Viridiplantae, Streptophyta, Magnoliopsida, Poales, Poaceae. The coding region runs from base 98 to 5338 and encodes 1746 amino acids. Gene Ontology annotation, cellular component: membrane. The record is from RefSeq and is a predicted model, not a curated record. Gene Ontology annotation, biological process: CAAX-box protein processing.